Zymoseptoria tritici IPO323 is the source of this 504-nucleotide messenger RNA. RefSeq lists its product as uncharacterized. NCBI's taxonomy places the organism in Eukaryota, Fungi, Ascomycota, Dothideomycetes, Mycosphaerellales, Mycosphaerellaceae. The record is from RefSeq and is a predicted model, not a curated record. The coding region runs from base 292 to 486 and encodes 64 amino acids. The transcript has 4 exons.
UCACUACAAGCUGGAAGAGGAAACCCAAAGAGCGAACAUGGUCGGAUCUCCCGGAUAUAUGAUUUCUUAAGCUGCUGCGAUACAGAGGAGAGUGCUGUGAUCACAAUAUUCAUUGCGAUCGAUGCACUGCUCUUUCCAUCGACAGCACCUCUAGAUGCAAACACAACUCUCGCCCUGGCAAUCACAGAGUGCGUUGCCAGGGCACCAACCAGACUGUUGGUGGGUGCACGGAGUAUGACACCUUGGGUAUUGCCCGUCCUGAAGGCAGUCGGUCGAGGGGUAGUUGCAGCAAUGGUUACCGUGACCGCAGACAUCGCCGAUGCCGAGGCACUUAGCCUGUACAGCCACCGCGAAGGCGAAAGCGAGGAGGAAUUGAGGAACGGAGGGCAUCUUCGUAGGUAUCAAAGGGCAAUGUAUCCGGCAAUAGGUGGACGGAUGUGUUGGAGGAUAAUCGAUGUGGUGGGCGGCUGCGUCAAUUUUGGCUAGGAGAGAGGGUCGGAGACG